Phalaenopsis equestris is the source of this 563-nucleotide messenger RNA. Its product is annotated as putative DNA ligase 4. Bases 132 to 563 code for a protein of 143 amino acids. Gene Ontology annotation, biological process: DNA recombination; double-strand break repair via nonhomologous end joining; nucleotide-excision repair, DNA gap filling. The record is from RefSeq and is a predicted model, not a curated record. Gene Ontology annotation, molecular function: DNA binding; DNA ligase (ATP) activity; ATP binding. The transcript is spliced from 2 exons. Lineage: Eukaryota; Viridiplantae; Streptophyta; Magnoliopsida; Asparagales; Orchidaceae. Gene Ontology annotation, cellular component: DNA ligase IV complex.
AGUCCGUAAGUAAGAUCGAGGCGAGCAUCGAACGAGAGAGAGAGAGAGAGAGAGAGACCGUAUGUGUGCAAUAAUUUUUGGAGAACGAGGGGGUGAAGACUGAAGAGCUCAUUCCUUAGUCCGCGGUAGUGAUGACAGACUCGACGGUGCGCUUCGGCUUGCUAUGCAGCAUGUUCGAGGCUAUGGUGCGGGACCGAUCGGCGGCGAAGAAGCGGAAGCGAUUCCGGACGUUUUUGGAUCUGGUCUACACCGGCCGCGACUUCUUCAGCGCCAUCCGCCUCAUUCUCCCUUCCCUGGAUCGCGAGCGCGGUACUUACGGCCUCAAGGAAUCCGCACUUGCCGCCGCACUCGUGGAUGCGCUCGGCAUCUCCAAGGACUCCGAGGAUGCCCUCCGUCUCAUCAACUGGCGUAAGGGCGGGGCACGAACCGGAGCAAACGCUGGAAAUUUUGCACUCGUUGCUGCUGAUAUUUUGCAACGGAGGCAGGGAUCGGCUUCCGGCGGGCUUACGAUCAGAGAGGUGAACGACGCACUUGAUCAACUUUCCUUGAAGGAGGGAAGGUAA